Molecule: messenger RNA, 1249 nt
Organism: Diorhabda carinulata
Lineage: Eukaryota; Metazoa; Arthropoda; Insecta; Coleoptera; Chrysomelidae
Product: inositol-tetrakisphosphate 1-kinase-like
Exons: 5
Coding region: 108-1073 (321 amino acids)
Biological process (GO): inositol trisphosphate metabolic process
Cellular component (GO): cytoplasm
Molecular function (GO): magnesium ion binding; inositol-1,3,4-trisphosphate 5-kinase activity; inositol-3,4,5,6-tetrakisphosphate 1-kinase activity
Source: RefSeq, a predicted model, not a curated record
ACUUGUCGAAAACCAACGACCUUUUAUUGUUGACAUGAUAGUAUGGUAUUAAAAAGCGUGGUAUUUCUAGUUGUGUUGUAGGUAGUUUUGAUAAUAAAUAUUAUAGAAUGCCUUCCAAUAAACGAAUAGCCUUUUGGGUAUCGGAGAAGAAGUUAUUAAAGCUGAAUUGGCAAGAACUAGAGACAAUAAGCAAGAAAUAUGGGUUUGAGGUGUUCAAAUUAUGUUUGAAAAAAUCUCUUGAAUCACAAGGACCAUUCUGUGUAUUUGUGCAUAAAAUGACGGAUAUUAUUGCAUCUGCAAAUAUGGGUGAUAUUAGGUGUGCUAAUUUAAUUCAAGAGGUGGAAACAUAUAUAUCUCAGAACCCGUCUCUUGUUGUGAUAGAUCCAGUAGCUAAUGUAAGAAGAUUAAUUGAUAGGUGCAACUGUUAUAGCAUUAUUCGUUCCACUAAUUUAGCUACAUAUGAUGUUUUCACACCAAAUUUUUGUACAUUAAGGUCAGGUGAUAGAGAAUCUUUGAAACAACAAUUGAAAAUGGCCAAAGUAACAUACCCGUUUAUUUGUAAACCAAUAUUAGGCCACGGAUCAAAGAAAGCCCACGAGAUGUCAAUAAUUUUUAAUGAAAAAUUUUUAUCGGAUAUUAGGACUCCCUGUGUAGCACAAAGCUUUAUUAAUCACGAUGCUGUCUUAUUUAAAAUAUAUAUAGCCGGAGAAAGACAUUGUCACGUGGAAAGACCUUCGUUGAAGAAUUUUCAAGCUUCCGAUAGAGAAACUAUUUAUUUUGAUACAAGUGAUGUAUCGAAAGCAGAUUCAAAAAGUAGGUUGUGUGUACUAGAUCCCGAAGAUUUGAUCAUACAAAAGCCGAAACCAGAUGAAGAAGUAAUCGAUAUUAUAGCUACUACAUUGAGAAAAGCCUUCGGGAUGGACUUACUGGGGGUUGACGUUGUCAUAGAUAAAACUACGAGGAAAUACGCUAUUAUAGAUGUCAAUGCUUAUCCAGGUUAUGAAGGAUUUCCAAAUUUUUUUGAUGCCCUUUUAGAAUGUAUUUCCAAAAAACUGUCAUCGGAUUUCACAUAAAGUUAACUACAAAUUAAUACUUCACAUUAUUACUUACUUCAAAAAAAAUAACAUAUAUAAUAAAAAACUGCCAAAAAAAAUGCAUAACAUUGCUCAAAGCAGACAUGUUAUAAUGGGAUAUAUUUAUAAUUUUAUAGCCUCUUUAUAUUUAUACUAUUAAAGCUUCAAAAAAUCCA